GAUUGGAGUUUCAGAGAAUUAAAAGUAGCUGAAGAAGGUAUUGAACAAAAACACCAAAACCAUCCAGCCGUGCCGUCAACUUCAAGAAAUCAGGAAAGUGCUUUUAUCCCAUGUAAACCCAAAAACACUCAACGCAACUUCACUUACUGACCACGCCACAGAUGUAAUCCUAAUCAUCCGUUUAGCUUCAUGCUAACAAACGGAGCGAAACAACAUAGACGGGCUAACAAAUAAUAUCAGCGUCGCGGUGUGAUAACCGUGCAAGCGUUGGACAUUUGAGCACAAACGGAGGAAAAUAUAAUACUCGCAUGCAUAUAUUGUGUAUCUUUUGGGAGAAAUGACCGGUAUUACUCACGCUUACCCAGUCAAUUGUGAUUCUACCGUCAGGAGCAGCACAACCUCCAUCGAAUUGAAACAACCAAUGUAGUAAAAACGUUUUAUCACCUAUGUUUUUAUCAUUUUAUUAGAUAUUAAUUCGAAAUUUCUUCAGAUGGUUGUACGAGGCGCAGUCGGUCAAUUGCAGUAUUAAUUUCUAUUAUUGCAAUUUGAGAGUAUAAAAAGUUUGAUUAAUUUGGAUAAGUCCCCACUGAAGCAGCACUGGUGACACUGCAAUUCUGCUAACUUUUGUCUUAUGAUAUGAUACUGCCACCAUCAUUAUGUCAUCGGGUCUUUGACUUUGUAACUUUUGUUAUUAAGGCAACAAAAGUGUUCGCCAAUAUUUAGCACAGGAUCUCGCACCAUACUUCUUUUUCAUUUCCUAAGUCACUCCAGAGACUCUAGCUUUUGUAAACAAGUCAUUAAUUUAAAAAUCAAUUUCCCAUACAUUGUAUGAUUUUCCUUUGAUGAUGUCGUGUAGUUGGUCUUGUUGCGUGCCCGAGUUGCUGCAAUUGUUAAUGUGACCGCGCGUGUCGCUGUUUUCAAAUUUGUCAGCGGAAGUGACCGAGGUCAAAAAUCAAACAUGGCUGCCGCCUGUGUGCUGCGGGCCGUUCGGUCCUCAUUUACGUCUUUCAAUUGUGCUUUAAGUGGAAAUUUAAGUGCGCUCCGAAUGUUAAACGUGCCACUAGUGUCGCAUUCGGUGAGUCAAAGGAGAGGAAUACGACAAGUCGUGGAAAAGCAGGAGGGUCAAACCUUGACCAUUGAAGGAAAAAUACUGGACACGGCAGCUGGACCUCAACCUCCAAACCCCACCGCCAAGUGUCCCAUCUAUAGAUGGAACCUGCAGAACAAAUAUCACUACACGGAUGUUUUGCUGCUCAGUCAAUUCAUCAGGUCAGAUGGAGGGAUGCUGCCAAAGCGAAUUACCGGUCUUUGUCCCGAGGAGCAUCGCAAGGUCGCCACGUGCGUGCAGAUGGCUCACAGAGCGGGUUUGCUUCCCGACCAUAGACCCAAACUUCCGGAGGGCCACGUCCCAAAGCCCAAGCCACAACUCAACAGGUACCUGACCCGCUGGUCCGUCAAAUCGGUCAAGCCCAUCUACAAACGCGGGCUGAAGUGGUGCAAGAAGCCCAUGCCCGUCAGUAGCCUUCUGCUCAAGGACAACGUGCGAUACAGUCCCAAGCCGCGUUGCUAUAGGCACUGAGAGACGCCUGCGCUUCAACUGCAGAUUUAAAAUCAGGGUGAGGAAUCUGCAAGACUUCGAACAAUUCAUGUCCACCUCCAUAUUCAAGUGCGCAACAAAAACAACACACGCAGGCAUGAGAUGUAUUUCAUUUAUUUGGAUUCUUGUCCACUGCUCUGGGCAAGUGCCCCCCCCCC
Molecule: messenger RNA, 1755 nt
Organism: Syngnathoides biaculeatus (alligator pipefish)
Lineage: Eukaryota; Metazoa; Chordata; Actinopteri; Syngnathiformes; Syngnathidae
Gene: mrps18a
Product: mitochondrial ribosomal protein S18A
Exons: 6
Coding region: 959-1579 (206 amino acids)
Biological process (GO): mitochondrial translation
Cellular component (GO): ribosome; mitochondrial small ribosomal subunit
Molecular function (GO): structural constituent of ribosome; small ribosomal subunit rRNA binding
Source: RefSeq, a predicted model, not a curated record